This is a messenger RNA of Adineta ricciae, 1182 nucleotides long. NCBI's taxonomy places the organism in Eukaryota, Metazoa, Rotifera, Eurotatoria, Adinetida, Adinetidae. The record is from the annotation of a GenBank genome assembly.
AUGCACAAUCAAAGACAAGAAUUAGCAAACAAACAACGAACCUAUAUGAGAGAUCAAUCAAAACAAAAGAAUAUUUCCAAUGAUCUUCAUCAAGAAGCUGAGAGUGCACUUAAUUUAGCGUUACAGUUAGUUGCAGUUCAUAAAUUCGAAAAAGCACGGAAAAUAUUUGAGCACGCUUUAACUCUCGAUCCACAAAAUUCAGAUAUUCUGGUUGAAUAUGGUCAAUUUCUUGAAUAUCAUCAAAUGGAUUUGAUUCGGGCAGAACAAUUUUACACACGUGCACUCGUUCAUCAACCGAGUAACUUUCGUGCAUUGGAAUUGAAAAAACGAACUUUACCAUUAGUUCAAGAGAUCGAUCAAAAACAAUUCACAUUCAUCGAUAAUCUUCUCAAAGAACUUUAUCGAAUUCCGGACACAAAUCCUUAUCUAAGGCGUGCUAAACGCGAUGCGUAUUAUUUACAUAUUUAUCAUUCCAAUGCAAUCGAAGGAAAUACACUAAAUCUACGUGAAACGCGGUAUAUUGUCGAAACACGAAUGGCUGUGCCGGGCAAAUCUCUUGUUGAACAGCAAGAGGUGUUCGGCCUUGAUUUAGCCUUACAAUACGUGAAUUGUACAUUAGUCAAUCGUUUAGGUUCAAUCACUCUUGAAGACAUACUUCAAAUUCAUCGACGAGUCUUGGGUUUCGUCGAUCCUGUCCAAGCUGGCCAAUUACGUAAGCAUCAAGUAUAUGUUGGAUCAUUUGUACCGCCAACAGCUGCAGAAGUACCGGAUUAUCUCGAUGAUUUUCUCAAGUGGCUCAAUUCACUGGAAGACACACGAGACCUACAUGCAAUCGAAUUAGCGGCAAUCGCGCACUAUAAAUUUGUCUAUAUUCAUCCGUUUAUUGAUGGUAAUGGUCGAACGGGACGUUUACUAAUGAAUUUGAUUCUAAUGAGAUCUGGUUUUCCUCCUGUAAUUAUUAAGAAAUCUGAACGUUUUACUUAUUAUUCUUAUCUCAAUCAAGCAAAUGACGGUGACGUUCGACCAUUUAUACGUUUCAUUGCUAAAUGUACUGAACGAACACUAACGGAAUUUAUUCAUCAAUCCCAACCGACAAGAACGACUGGUCAGGAACUAAGAUUAAAUGAUGGCGAAAAUGCAGAAGACAAUUUUAUGGAAGAACGAGUAAUUAUGGUGGAAUAG